Molecule: messenger RNA, 836 nt
Organism: Juglans microcarpa x Juglans regia
Lineage: Eukaryota; Viridiplantae; Streptophyta; Magnoliopsida; Fagales; Juglandaceae
Product: immediate early response 3-interacting protein 1-like
Biological process (GO): endoplasmic reticulum to Golgi vesicle-mediated transport
Cellular component (GO): Golgi membrane; COPII-coated ER to Golgi transport vesicle; endoplasmic reticulum membrane
Source: RefSeq, a predicted model, not a curated record
UGGUCGGAGCAUCAUGGAUCGCUGAUGCCCUUUUCCAGUAUUUCCCGUUAUUGUCACGUUCCGUGCACAAAGGACGGCACGUUCUUCCACUCCUCUUUUCGGGGAAGCCCCUGCUCCAGACUCCGACCUCGAUCCUUCCCAAAGACAAAGUCUCUCCGGAGAUCAGGUUCCACAAUCAGGAGAAUGGGUUUAUGGACAUUAUUGGAGGGAUGUCUGCUUCUUGCUAAUGCAUUGGCAAUAUUAAAUGAGGACCGCUUCCUGGCACCUCGUGGAUGGAGCUUCUCAGAAUUCAGGGGCAAGACAAAGUCAUUUAAGGGGCAGCUUAUUGGUCUUAUCUAUGCAACCCAGUACUUAAGAGUUCCUCUCAUACUGCUAAAUUUCAUCUGCAUUGUUGUGAAGUUGGUAUCAGGAUGAUACCACACAAGUUAAUGAGUGGUUGUGGAUAUCAUAAAGCUUCAAGACUGAUGGGACUCUGCAAAAGAAAGUUCUGUUUUAGGAAGGCUGAAGAAUUUAACUGCUGCUUUUUCUUCUUCUUCUUCUUUUACUGUCGGUAUGAUCCUGUUAUGCGAUUUUCUGAUAAGUCUGUUAUAUGAUUAGCCAUUGUAAGGUUGCAUUUUUGCUUUGAUGAGAUAUCUCGGUGGGGAAAUGAGGAUAUUCUGAAUCUGUUUUUUAUAAAAAUGGUUGAAUGUUGCCGUUCUUGGAAUUAUGAUUCAAACAUAUAGGUACUUGACUGUACGCUGUUUGUCAGCAUGUAACUCUGAAUGGAGCAGCACAACUCAUGUCCUCUCCCUACAACUCAUGAACAACUUCCUGAUUAUAUGCAGUAUUUAUUUAUU